Molecule: messenger RNA, 1452 nt
Organism: Penicillium alfredii
Lineage: Eukaryota; Fungi; Ascomycota; Eurotiomycetes; Eurotiales; Aspergillaceae
Product: sugar transporter family protein
Exons: 4
Coding region: 1-1452 (483 amino acids)
Biological process (GO): plasma membrane lactate transport
Cellular component (GO): plasma membrane
Molecular function (GO): secondary active monocarboxylate transmembrane transporter activity
Source: RefSeq, a predicted model, not a curated record
AUGGCUGACACUAAUGAAAAGCCCCAGCAUGCUGGGCCUUCGUCGCCAGAUGUCGAAGAGGACAUGAGUAUUGGGCAGUACAUCCUCACUCGCAUCCCGUCUUUGGUGCCGCCGAUGAACCCGGCGCCAAACCCCUUCAAAGCACUCACACUGCUCAACCGCCAGCAGUGGCUGUUUUUCUUGGUCGCUUUCUUCGGUUGGUCAUGGGACUCGUUUGAUUUCUUCACCGUCUCCUUGACGGCCUCUGAUCUGGCCGAAACAUUCGACAAGUCCGUGACCGACAUCACUUGGGGUAUUACGCUGGUGCUGAUGCUUCGCUCGGUGGGCUCAAUCACAUUUGGAAUCGCGUCGGAUCGCUGGGGCCGGAAAUGGCCGUUUGUUGUCAACCAAUUCCUGUUUAUCGUGCUGGAGCUAGGCGCCGGAUUUUGUCAGACCUACAAGCAGUUCCUCGCGUGUCGCGCGCUGUUUGGAAUCGCCAUGGGUGGUCUCUACGGGAAUGCAGCAGCCACCGCACUCGAGGAUUGCCCGCCUGAGGCGCGUGGUAUUAUUUCGGGGCUGCUUCAGCAGGGCUACGCCUUUGGGUACUUGCUCGCGACGGCCUUUGCGCGCGGCCUAGUCAACACCACCCCGCACGGCUGGCGGCCGCUGUACUGGUUCGCUGCUUGCCCACCGGUGCUGAUCAUCCUCUUUCGCCUGUGUUUGCCUGAGACCCAGACUUUCCAGCGGCGACAGGCCACACGCGAGGAGGUGCGCGGUGGCGUGGCUGCCUCGUUCUUCUCCGAGGGCAAGGUGGCACUCAAACGCCACUGGCUACUGUUGCUGUACCUGGUGUUGCUGAUGGCCGGGUUCAACUUUAUGUCCCACGGCUCACAGGACCUAUACCCGACGAUGCUCGAAAACCAAUUCAUGUUCUCCGCCGACGCCGUGACAGUCACACAGGUAGUCGCCAACCUGGGCGCAUUGACGGGUGGAACCCUGUGCGGGUGGGCAAGUCAAAUCUUCGGCCGACGCUUCUCGAUCAUCGUAAUCAGCAUCGUGGGCGGCGCGCUGCUAUACCCCUACACAUUCGUAACCGACAAGUCCGUGAUGGCGGCCGCAUUCUUCGAGCAGUUCAUGGUGCAGGGCGCUUGGGGUGUGAUUCCGAUCCAUCUGAUGGAGCUGUCACCAGGCGCCAUCCGUACCUUCGCUGUCGGCACGGCCUACCAGCUCGGAAACCUGGUCUCGUCGGCCCACCGCUACGAAUACGGCAAGGUUAUUUGUAUCUUCAUGGGCUGUGUGUUUGCUUACACUAUCCUGGUGACCCUGGCUGGACCCGAGCGUCUCGGUCGCAACUUUGACGCCGAGCACGAUGCGGAUCUGGCAGUCGUCGCGGCCCAUCGCGGUAUGGAGCGACCGGAUGACUACGAGAGUGACCCGGAGAAGGCGACAGCGUCGCGACAGGAGCGUGUUUGA